This is a messenger RNA of Aphanomyces astaci, 2619 nucleotides long. RefSeq lists its product as hypothetical. Gene Ontology annotation, molecular function: voltage-gated chloride channel activity. The transcript is spliced from 23 exons. The record is from RefSeq and is a predicted model, not a curated record. Gene Ontology annotation, cellular component: membrane. Bases 72 to 2333 code for a protein of 753 amino acids. Lineage: Eukaryota; Oomycota; Saprolegniomycetes; Saprolegniales; Verrucalvaceae. Gene Ontology annotation, biological process: chloride transport; transmembrane transport.
GUUUCGGUCAGGUGCAUCCACUGCAACUGCAACAGUUGUCGUGGCCGAUUGAUUGGCAUUGUUGGUCUUGAAUGUCACUGCCCCAGAAGGAACCAGCGGCGGGGGACACGUCAGGCCGCCAGGGUCGGAUGUCUGCGUUCCACUUCUCAGCUGUCAAUGAGAUCGUGUCGCCUGUGCUUCGUGACGACCAUGACGAAAUGAUGUGGGAACAUCAAGCCCUGACGCCGUCGUUCGAGUUCAAUAACGCUGCAGGUCGGUUGCGCUCCCGACGGAAUAGCUCCCAUUUGCUGCGGUCGACGUCGUAUUCUGGCCAAACGUACGGCACUUCCGGGGAAUCUGGAGACCUCGACGCGAGCAAGGACAUCACGUUGUUCGAUGGCGAGUACCAUUCCAUCUAUGUGUCGCCCGCCCCCAAAGGAUGGAGAGGCAUCCUCGUUCUCCUGCAGAGUCCCAUCUUGCUCGUGUGCAUUGGGAUUUUCGCAGCUUUUCUCGGGCUUUGGAUGGACGCCAUGAUUUUACGCGUGACGAUGUUUCACCAAGAGCUAGCGAGUCUCGGAUUUUUUGCAUUUUUGAUCUUUUCGUUGGCGAUGGGUGGCGUCGGCACGGUGCUCGUGCAUUUCGUGUGCCCACAAGCAGCUGGCUCUGGCUUGCCUCAGAUGAAGGUGGCUCUCUCUGGCGUGGACAUGCGCGAGUACUUGAGUCCGACGUGCCUCAUGGUCAAGAUGGCAGGCUUGGUCACUGCGUAUGCUGCAGGGCUGAGUAUCGGCAAGGAGGGGCCGUUCAUCAUGAUGUCGUGCUGCUUUGCAGAUAUUCUCAUGCAGAUGGGGUACUUUCGUCGCGUGUACGAGGACUCGUCCAAACGUCUGGAGAUGCUCUCGUGCGCGUGUGCGGCGGGGGUAGCUGCCACAUUUGGGACUCCGUUCGGGGGGGUGUUGUUCUCCGUGGAAGUGACUUCGUCGUUUUACAUGGUGCGCAACCUGCCGCGGUCAUUUUUUGCGGCGCUGGCCGGCGCCGUGACCAUCGCGUUCCUCGUCACUGACGGCCAGUACGGGCUCUUUGAUCGGUCGGCUGGGCUCGGCAUCACCGACACCAACUUUACCAAGGUGUUUACGUACGUGGACGCGGGCAUUUUUGUGUUUAUCGGGGUCGUGUCAGGGGUGCUGGGCGCCGUGUUUAUUUCGAUCAUUUCCGUGCUCGUGCGUGUACGAGACUCGUGGUUCUUGUCCUUGGGCGGGCCUCCGCUGCUGUACAAGCGACUGAUUGUCGUGCUGGUCGUGACCAUCAUUGCAAACGUGUCCAACUUUUACGGCGAUCCAGCGUGGUUUUUGCAUCGUGGCUCUCCGCAAAAGAUCAUUGACACAUUGUUUACGCAAUCACCGACGAGGGAAGACGGGGCGUUGCUGGCGCGGUCGCUGCUCACGUUUCUGCCUCUCAAGUACUUUUUGACCAUCGUGUGUGUGGUCGUACCCCUGCCCGCAGGCAUCUUUACGCCGACGUUUGUGAUUGGUGGGAUCUUUGGACGGCUCGUGGGCGAGGCUAUCGUGGUCACGCAGUUCGUCCCGACCAAAUUUGAACCAUACGAGUUUGCCAUCAUCGGCGCGGCGGCCUUCUCGGCGGGGGUCACGCGCGCCAUCUCCACUGCCGUCAUUAUCAUGGAGAUCAGCCACAACGGAUACCUUACAAUCCCAGUGUCCAUCUCGAUUUUAGCAGCGUACUUCACGGGAGGGCGAUUUGUCGAGAAUGUGUACGACGUGUUGAUUUCGACCGCUCGUUUGCCGCGGUUGUUAAAGCUGCCCAAAGCUGCAUAUGAUAUUCCAACGUGGGAAGUUAUGAAGACGGUGGACAAAAUCGACUUUUUAAGCGCCGACGUGUCGUACCGAAAGGCACAAGACAUGCUCACGUCGUCGCAGGAGCCGGUGUUUCCCAUCGUGGACAACACGGAGUUCAUGCACUUGAUUGGUGCCGUGACCCGCAGUCGCCUGAAGGAAGCGAUAGAUUACUGCAAGCUCAAAUCGGAAGCCCUUGCCCAAGACGGAAAGCAGGCGCAAAAGAGCCUCAUGGACUGGCGCAUUCAAUUUGCAUAUCGUCGCGGGGGGCAUAUCUUGUCCUUGGACGACAAUGCCGAAUGCACGAGGACCAAACUCACGGUGCUGAUGAACCCGAGUCCGUUUCAAGUGGUGGAAAUGACGACCAUGCAACGCGUGGACGCUGUAUUUCGCAUGCUGAAGCUCAACAAUGCGUACGUGACGCAAGCGGGUCGACUGGUGGGAGUGGUAUCACGGGCGAGGCUGAUGCGGUUUCUGGGCACUGUAAAUGAAUCAUCUAUCCCUUGAUAAAUGUGGACUUACGAAAUCUACUGAUAGGCCACCAAGUACCGCAUCCCAGGGGUCCUGCGCCACUUGUCACACAUCUUUUGCAACGUCUAUCCUGAUGAAAAGCACGACGACGCCAACUUAAAGAACGAGCCCAACGCAGACGACUACGUUCCCAUCCCGUAGUUUUCAAGAUAUAAAUGACGGAAAGGGAUAAAUAAAUAAGUGAUGACAAGGCUUAGUCCAUUUGGCGCCAACAAGUUAAACGUCCGAAAUAAUCCGGAUAUAAUGGAAACGUUCAUACGGA